This is a messenger RNA of Vicia faba (fava bean), 537 nucleotides long. Lineage: Eukaryota; Viridiplantae; Streptophyta; Magnoliopsida; Fabales; Fabaceae. The record is from the annotation of a GenBank genome assembly.
AUGGUUUUGAUAAGUGGGAAUAGCAAAAGUGUUUUACAACAAGCAAAUGAUGAGAGAAACAAAGCUCCAGGAGUUACACUGCAUCACAAUUCACAUCAGCAAGGAAAUAAAACCGUUGAAAGUGGGCGUAGCCCAAAUUUGACCAAUACACUUUUGACCAAAGGAAUGACAACAAUGGAUGAAUUUAAAUACGGGUUUCCAUCCGAAAGCUUAUCGACUACAUCAAAUAAAUGGUGGGGAUGUGAUGAUCGUGAUGAAACCCGCCCAGAUGGAACCGAGAGUCAACCUGAAGAAAGCAGAGGAGAAUCAGAAAAGAAGGAAUGUGAAACCAGAAAAGCUGAAAAUAGUGAAGAAACUCUUCAAGGUUCAUCUUUGUUGAAAGCUGUGAGGAAAAGAGCUGUAGAAGAAGGAAGAGAAGCAUUUAAAUUAGGUGUUUUUCGAGGCUACAGCGUAAACAAGGUAGCCAAAAGGGAGAAAAGAUUGCUUCACCAAAUAUUUGGAUCUUCAUUGCCAAAGUCAUGGAUACAUGAGUUGUAA